Nothoprocta perdicaria is the source of this 2481-nucleotide messenger RNA. RefSeq names its product zinc finger protein 185 with LIM domain (gene ZNF185). NCBI's taxonomy places the organism in Eukaryota, Metazoa, Chordata, Aves, Tinamiformes, Tinamidae. The transcript is spliced from 29 exons. The record is from RefSeq and is a predicted model, not a curated record.
AUGAUGUCCCUGGGUGUCAGCAAAGGACGAGUGAUCCCACCUACAGAUGAGGACCGCAGGAGGAUCAUAAGGCAGAUGAAAGUUCGUACCACUCUGAAAGGAGAUCAGAGCUGGAUCCAUCACCAGAACUCAGAUUCUGAAGAGGAGAAGAAGAGCAGCCCACGGUCUGGACGGGCUGAUGGGGGAUCUUCAGUCUCAGCACCUAYUCCACCCCAGAAUGACAGGUCUCCUGCUGCCAAGCCUCAGUCCGGUUACCUCAUCAGGGGAGUUUUCACAAGGACCAUUGAUAAGACUCCUUCACCCCCAGAUUCUGCAUCUUCCAAAGAAGCACAGAAAAGCACUGCAGUGAAGGGAUCCAGCCAAGGCCGUUCUUCCUCUGGCUACAGGAUGACAACGGAGGAUUACAAGAAACUAGCUCCAUAUAAUAUCAAGCAAAGGUCAGUGGACUUGGAUGAGGAGGAUGUCCCUUUUACUCCAGAUGAACAUAAAAAGAGGACAGAGGCAGCCAACAGUGUCCUGCGGCGCACUGCGAGCCGGGAACGGGCUUACGUCCUCUCAGCAGCCAAGAAAAGCAACGGCAGCCCAACACAAGAAUUCCCACCCCUGUUCGCCAAGAGAAUUGAGAUAGAAGAAGAAGAAGGACAGCAGAGGAGGAGUUCGACUGUGUCUGAUUCACUCAAGUUUACACCAGAUGGCAACAGUGUUAAGGGAAGAAACACAGUUGCAUCUUCCUAGAAUGAGCAAAGGACAACAGCAAMGUCUCCCACCAGCACUGAAAUGGGUAGUAGGUGCCAAACAACCACAUCCUCGAGUGAAACACCACAGAAAAUCUCCACUCAUACUGAAAUCAGAAAUGGUGAAAACAGACAUACCUCUAAUGGGAAUUUCUCCUCUGAAAGUGGGUCACAGCGUGGGGACAGGUAGGUAAUCAAAAAAAAUGGAGCAAGCCAGAUUGUCCAUCUGUCUUCACCUCUCACUGUAGAAGAAGCUGUAGAAGGCUUGGAUUUACCAGUGAAUUUCUCUAGCAUUUACCCAGAAAAUGCAGAAGCCAAKAAUGGAUUUUACUCACCAAAGCCCAGCUGUGGUUGUGGAGACAAAAUUUCAGAUGCUACAGCCAAGUUGCACUGUCAAUAUGAGAUCUCUCCGUACCCGGAUGAUGCAAAGUCCGAAUCUGCAAGGUCUAGUGUCCCCUGUCCUCCUACUGACAGAGCUUCUGUGCACCUAGAGGACACACAAUAUUACUCUGAAAGGUCUGCCCAAGGUCACAAAGAGGAGGAUGCCCAUAGCGAAAAGCAACGUGAGGGCACACGGGACACAGAAGAACAUAAAUCAGAGCUGCACCCUGGAGGGUUUUCUGACUCAAACAGCCAUACUGAGAAGCGAGAAGAACCUCCUGACCAUGACACCCACUCAGAGUCUUCCAGGUCAAAGGAACACUCUGAGUUUGAAGAGAGCAUGGCUAAGUCCAGCACAUACCCCAAGGAUGGUGGCAGCAGGAGUGUGGACGUUAACAAGGAGAUCUUGCCCUAUGUGCAGAGUGAAGAAGGUGGUUCAAGAAGGGUCACACCAGCUUAUGAAGAASAAACCUCUUCACCCAGCGAGAGCCACCAUGAGAGCCCAGGAGCCCCCAGACCCAGUGAACCUAUCCCGACGGCUGCAAGGUCUAACUUCAGGUCUAGAGAGAGUGCCCUGGGUGCAUAUGAGACCCAACAUCCCAUGCCACAGUACAUGGACAGCCAGUCUUACAACAGCAGCGUGUCACCACCCAGUCACAGGAUGCCAGGCUACGUUGCCAGCCAAGUAUUCAGCACUCAAAGACCUACCCCGGAUUACAGAGGGACAGUUUAUGAUGGGAGAAGCAGCCCAAGCAACAGCAGAUAUGACAGUGCAAGUGCCAGGGGGCACUGUGAAUUUAACUCCCCUCCUGGAAGCCACUACUCCCUUCCCAGAGAUACCACCAUGUCCAUUCCCCAGAGAAGCCACAGGGUGCCGUUCUACAUGGACAGCUCAAACUAUAACAGCACCAGGCUUCUCUCAAGUUCAAGUGAGAGGAUCUCCACUCCAGCUGCCACCUUGCAGUACAGCAGCCCAGCAGCCUCUGGGUAUGGGCUUGACCCCAGCGCCACUGGAAAGGGGAUCCUCUUUGUGAAGGAGUAUGUGAACAGCAGCGAGUUAUCGUCCUCCCCACGCUAUGGCAGUGGCAGCCUUGUCGAUUUGAGCAAUUUGGACAGAGCAACCACCAGCCACCAGAGCUACCUGUCCAGCUCUCCCCUGAUGAGGUCCCGUGAGGCUGUUUGCAGUUACUGUGGCCGUGAGAUCCACGAUUGCCCCAAGAUCAUCGUAGAGCACCUUAACAUCUGCUGCCACGAAUACUGUUUCAGGUGUGGAAUUUGCCACAAAGCAAUGGGAGACCUUCUGGAUAAAAUAUUCAUCCACCGGGACAUUGUCCACUGUGACAAGUGCUAUGAGAAGCUCUUCUAG